This is a messenger RNA of Theileria equi strain WA, 870 nucleotides long. RefSeq lists its product as hypothetical. The transcript has 4 exons. Gene Ontology annotation, molecular function: protein binding. The record is from RefSeq and is a predicted model, not a curated record. Lineage: Eukaryota; Apicomplexa; Aconoidasida; Piroplasmida; Theileriidae. The coding region runs from base 1 to 870 and encodes 289 amino acids.
AUGUUUCAACAUAUUUUGAGAAACGGGUGGAAUAUCGCAAAUUUGGUACGAAAUGGAAGAGUUGUGUCCAGGAAGAGUUUUUUAACGGCGCAAAGCGCCAAAAUUUUGGCAAUUCGAGCACAUUACCGCCACUUUUCCACCUCUAACGAGGAGCCAGAAACCAUCAAAAUCGCACAUGGGCCAAAGGACACCAUCCUUAUGACCGGGUACAAUGUGAGAGAGAAUGAAAUGGAAUCGCACAUUAAAACGCUCAAAGAGGCCCUGAAGCUAAAGCUAAUGACGCUCAAAUUCUACAGCGAGGACAUUGCCCAGUCGUUCACCGACCUUGCAAUGUGCCAGCACCAGUCCCUCUUGUACAUCAACGAGGCCAAGGACAACUACCUCAACGCCUACGAGAUAUGGAAAAAGAUUAGGGGAGAAAAGUCGAGGGAGGUUGCCAACAUUUUAAAUCUAAUUGGUGUGUUUAUGCGCGAUUUGGGUGACGUCAAGGCUGCGAAAUCGGCGCUGAAGGAGUCGCUCGAAAUAGAUAAGUCACUUGGAACCGCCAUGAGCUACUUGUGCUCGGUAUAUUCACUGAAUAAUCUCGCCGGAAUUGCGGACCUAGAAGGGGAAUAUCAAGAGGCCUGCAAUUACUACGAAGACGCCCUAAAAAUUCUCCUGACUGCCACAGGUGGAGACGCAAAUCACAGGCUUAUAUCAGUCUUGUACUACAACAUGGCAUGCAGCUAUCAUCACCUGAAUGACGACUAUAAUGCAGAAAUUGCGCUCAACAGGAGCAGGGACGUCAUAGCAAACAUUGGAGACCCUUGCAACAUUCUACACAGAGUUGAAGAACUCUUGGAUAUCAUCAAAAAGGACAGACAAUCGUAA